AUGUGUGCCGCGGAGGUGGACGCUCACGUAGCCCAGAGAUACCUGCUCAAGCGGCGGCUCGGGAAGGGGGCGUACGGCAUUGUGUGGAAGGCAGUGGACCAGAGGACUGGUGAGGUAGUGGCCAUCAAGAAAAUCUUCGAUGCCUUUAGAGAUCAGACAGAUGCCCAGAGAACAUUCCGGGAAAUCAUGCUCCUCCGGGAGUUUGGAGACCACCCCAACAUCAUCCGCCUCCUGGAUGUGAUCCCGGCAGAGAACGACAGGGACAUUUACUUGGUGUUUGAGUUUAUGGACACUGACCUGAAUGCUGUCAUCCGGAAGGGCAGCGUGCUGGAGGACACCCACAAGCGCUUCAUCUUCUACCAGCUCCUGCAGGCCACCAGGUUCCUGCACUCAGGCCACGUCAUCCACCGGGAUCAGAAGCCAUCCAACGUGCUGCUGGAUGCCAACUGCCGGGUGAAGCUCUGCGACUUUGGCCUGGCUCGCUCCUUGAGCAACCUGCCCGAGGGGCCUGAGGGCGGGGCCCUGACCGAGUACGUGGCCACUCGCUGGUAUCGCGCUCCAGAGGUGCUGCUGUCCUCGCCCUGGUACACCCUUGGGGUGGACAUGUGGAGCCUGGGCUGCAUCCUGGGAGAGAUGCUGAAAGGGCAGCCCCUGUUCCCGGGCACCUCCACUGUGCAUCAGCUGGAGCUGAUCCUGGAGACCAUCCCGCCGCCGACUGAGGAGGACCUCCGGGCUCUUGGAGCAGGCUACAGCUGCACCUUGCUGCACCUCCUGGGAUCCCGGCCACAGCAGUCGCUGGAUGACAUCCUGCCACCAGACACCCCCCCAGACGCCCUGGACCUCCUCAGGAAACUUCUGGUGUUUGCCCCCAGCAAGCGGCUCAGCGCAGCCCAGGCCCUGCAGCACCCCUACGUGCGGAGGUUCCACUGCCCCAGCCGUGAGUGGACACAUGAUUCGGAAGUGUGGCUCCCGGAGCUGGAAAGAGACCAGCUCUCUGCCUCCGAGUAUCGCAGCCGCCUCUACCAGGUGCUCGGGCCUCCACCUCGACUGCCCCCUCUCCCCGUGCACCCUGGAGUCCUCCUGACUCGGGGACAACUAGUGCUCCCCCUGCCCACACCACGCACCUCUGAACACCCUCCCCUUCCGCAGAUGAUCCUGGAGAGAAGGGGCCACAGCCAAGCCUUUGGUGCAACCAGGAACGUGCCUAGACCGAGCGCGGCACCCCAGCCCCAACCUCUGCCCCCAGGAAGGUGGGAAAGGUCCCCUAGGACUCAGGCAGAGCCCCCCUGUGCACCUCCAGGGGCCGCAGCCCAGGCCACCAACCAGGCCCUGAUCCGCAGUGACUGGCCCCUGAAUGGUGGGCUGAGGGCAGCUGGUGGGCGACAGGUCUCCCCCCGGCCCACCUGGGAGGUUCUGGAGCCCCGGCCAGGCCGCAGGAUGUUCGGCACCUCAGCCUGGCAGGGGGCCCAGGGAGCUGCCAGGGCUGCGCUUGGGGGCUACUCCCAGGCUUAUGGGACAGUGUGCCGCUCAGCGCUGGACCGCCUGCCCUUGCUUCCUGGACCUCACGCGUGA
Molecule: messenger RNA, 1572 nt
Organism: Urocitellus parryii (Arctic ground squirrel)
Lineage: Eukaryota; Metazoa; Chordata; Mammalia; Rodentia; Sciuridae
Source: RefSeq, a predicted model, not a curated record